Acaulospora colombiana is the source of this 903-nucleotide messenger RNA. NCBI's taxonomy places the organism in Eukaryota, Fungi, Glomeromycota, Glomeromycetes, Diversisporales, Acaulosporaceae. The record is from the annotation of a GenBank genome assembly.
AUGGACAUCGAAGAGUUCCGUAAAAGAGGCUACGAAACGAUCGAUAGAAUUUGCAAAUAUUACCAAGAACUCGACAGCUAUGAUGUUUUAUCCAAGGUCGAACCCGGAUACCUUAGAAAACUUCUACCUCAAGAGGCACCCGAAGAUCCCGAACCUUUUGACGUGAUUCAAUCCGACAUAGAAAGUAAAAUUAUGCCUGGUGCCAAUUCAUCUUUUCCAGCAAUCUUGGGCGACAUGUAUAGUGAUAUGUUUAACUGCAUAGGAUUUAAUUGGAUUUGCUCGCCUGCUUGCACGGAACUCGAGACCAUCGUUCUCGAUUGGCUGGCAAAAUUAAUUGGUCUGGAUAGUAGUUUUCAUAGUGAAGGAAAAGGCGGUGGCGUGAUCCAAAGCACGGCCAGUGAUGCAAUCCUAGUGACUUUACUUGCAGCCCGACAGAGAGUUUUGAGCGAGUACAAGGCCAAGGGUUUAAACGAGGAUGAACUACAUGAGGUGUCAACACGUCUUGUCGCCUACGGGUCAGAUGAGACUCAUUUGUCUCUCAAAAAAGCUACGGUCGUAACGAACACGCGUUUUCGAGCUCUUUCGACAAGCGAAACCUUUUCGAUCAGAGGGGAAACUGUCAAGAUGGAAAUCGAAAAUGAUAUUGCGAAGGGGCUAAUUCCAUUCUACAUUUGCGCGACAUUCGGCACAACUGGCUCGUCAGCAAUAGACAACAUUUCCGAAAUCGCAGACGUCGCUCAGGACACGAGUGUGUGGUUGCACGUGGACGCGGCAUAUGCUGGCUCAUCCUUGGUGUGUCCAGAGUAUCGGCAUCACCUUGCUGGAAUUAAUCGAUCGGAUUCAUUUAAUUUCAAUAUGCACAAGUGGCUAUUGACCAACUUUGAUGCCUCAUGUUUGUGGUAA